Closterium sp. NIES-65 is the source of this 7929-nucleotide messenger RNA. NCBI's taxonomy places the organism in Eukaryota, Viridiplantae, Streptophyta, Zygnematophyceae, Desmidiales, Closteriaceae. The record is from the annotation of a GenBank genome assembly.
AUGGAGAAGCGCGCACGAGAACAACGAGCACCACGAGAACAACGAGCAGCACGAGAACGACGAGCACCACGAGAACAACGAGCAGCACGAGAACAACGAGCAGCACGAGAACAACGAGCACCACGAGAACAACGAGCACCACGAGAACAACGAGCAGCACGAGAACAACGAGCACCACGAGAACAACGAGCAGCACGAGAACGACGAGCAGCACGAGAACAACGAGCAGCACGAGAACAACGAGCAGCACGAGAACAACGAGCAGCACGAGAACAACGAGCAGCACGAGAACAACGAGCAGCACGAGAACAACGAGCAGCACGAGAACAACGAGCAGCACGAGAACAACGAGCAGCACGAGAACGACGAGCAGCACGAGAACAACGAGCAGCACGAGAACAACGAGCAGCACGAGAACAACGAGCACCACGAGAACAACGAGCAGCACGAGAACAACGAGCAGCACGAGAACAACGAGCACCACGAGAACAACGAGCAGCACGAGAACAACGAGCAGCACGAGAACAACGAGCAGCACGAGAACAACGAGCAGCACGAGAACGAGCACACGAGAACAACGAGCAGCACGAGAACAACGAGCACCACGAGAACAACGAGCAGCACGAGAACGACGAGCACCACGAGAACAACGAGCAGCACGAGAACAACGAGCAGCACGAGAACAACGAGCAGCACGAGAACAACGAGCACCACGAGAACAACGAGCAGCACGAGAACAACGAGCACCACGAGAACAACGAGCAGCACGAGAACGACGAGCACCACGAGAACAACGAGCAGCACGAGAACAACGAGCAGCAAGAGAACAACGAGCACCACGAGAACAACGAGCAGCACGAGAACAACGAGCAGCACGAAAACAACGAGCAGCACGAGAACAACGAGCAGCACGAGAACAACGAGCAGCACGAGAACAACGAGCAGCACGAGAACGACGAGCACCACGAGAACAACGAGCAGCACGAGAACAACGAGCAGCACGAGAACAACGAGCAGCACGAGAACAACGAGCACCACGAGAACAACGAGCAGCACGAGAACAACGAGCAGCACGAGAACAACGAGCACCACGAGAACAACGAGCAGCACGAGAACAACGAGCACCACGAGAACAACGAGCAGCACGAGAACGACGAGCACCACGAGAACAACGAGCAGCACGAGAACAACGAGCAGCACGAGAACAACGAGCACCACGAGAACAACGAGCAGCACGAGAACAACGAGCAGCACGAGAACAACGAGCAGCACGAGAACAACGAGCAGCACGAGAACAACGAGCACCACGAGAACAACGAGCAGCACGAGAACAACGAGCACCACGAGAACAACGAGCAGCACGAGAACGACGAGCACCACGAGAACAACGAGCAGCACGAGAACAACGAGCAGCACGAGAACAACGAGCACCACGAGAACAACGAGCACCACGAGAACAACAAGCAGCACGAGAACAACGAGCACCACGAGAACAACGAGCACCACGAGAACAACGAGCAGCACGAGAACGACGAGCACCACGAGAACAACGAGCAGCACGAGAACAACGAGCAGCACGAGAACAACGAGCAGCACGAGAACAACGAGCACCACGAGAACAACGAGCAGCACGAGAACAACGAGCACCACGAGAACAACGAGCAGCACGAGAACGACGAGCACCACGAGAACAACGAGCAGCACGAGAACAACGAGCAGCACGAGAACAACGAGCACCACGAGAACAACGAGCACCACGAGAACAACGAGCAGCACGAGAACAACGAGCACCACGAGAACAACGAGCAGCACGAGAACGACGAGCAGCACGAGAACAACGAGCAGCACGAGAACAACGAGCAGCACGAGAACAACGAGCAGCACGAGAACAACGAGCAGCACGAGAACAACGAGCAGCACGAGAACAACGAGCAGCACGAGAACAACGAGCAGCACGAGAACAACGAGCAGCACGAGAACGACGAGCAGCACGAGAACAACGAGCAGCACGAGAACAACGAGCAGCACGAGAACAACGAGCACCACGAGAACAACGAGCAGCACGAGAACAACGAGCAGCACGAGAACAACGAGCACCACGAGAACAACGAGCAGCACGAGAACAACGAGCAGCACGAGAACAACGAGCAGCACGAGAACAACGAGCAGCACGAGAACAACGAGCACCACGAGAACAACGAGCAGCACGAGAACAACGAGCACCACGAGAACAACGAGCAGCACGAGAACGACGAGCACCACGAGAACAACGAGCAGCACGAGAACAACGAGCAGCACGAGAACAACGAGCAGCACGAGAACAACGAGCACCACGAGAACAACGAGCAGCACGAGAACAACGAGCACCACGAGAACAACGAGCAGCACGAGAACGACGAGCACCACGAGAACAACGAGCAGCACGAGAACAACGAGCAGCACGAGAACAACGAGCACCACGAGAACAACGAGCAGCACGAGAACAACGAGCAGCACGAAAACAACGAGCAGCACGAGAACAACGAGCAGCACGAGAACAACGAGCAGCACGAGAACACGAGCAGCACGAGAACGACGAGCACCACGAGAACAACGAGCAGCACGAGAACAACGAGCAGCACGAGAACAACGAGCAGCACGAGAACAACGAGCACCACGAGAACAACGAGCAGCACGAGAACAACGAGCAGCACGAGAACAACGAGCACCACGAGAACAACGAGCAGCACGAGAACAACGAGCACCACGAGAACAACGAGCAGCACGAGAACGACGAGCACCACGAGAACAACGAGCAGCACGAGAACAACGAGCAGCACGAGAACAACGAGCACCACGAGAACGACGAGCAGCACGAGAACAACGAGCAGCACGAGAACAACGAGCAGCACGAGAACAACGAGCAGCACGAGAACAACGAGCACCACGAGAACAACGAGCAGCACGAGAACGACGAGCACCACGAGAACAACGAGCAGCACGAGAACAACGAGCAGCACGAGAACAACGAGCAGCACGAGAACAACGAGCAGCACGAGAACAACGAGCAGCACGAGAACAACGAGCACCACGAGAACAACGAGCAGCACGAGAACGACGAGCAGCACGAGAACAACGAGCAGCACGAGAACAACGAGCAGCACGAGAACAACGAGCAGCACGAGAACAACGAGCAGCACGAGAACAACGAGCAGCACGAGAACAACGAGCAGCACGAGAACAACGAGCAGCACGAGAACAACGAGCAGCACGAGAACAACGAGCAGCACGAGAACAACGAGCAGCACGAGAACGACGAGCAGCACGAGAACAACGAGCAGCACGAGAACAACGAGCAGCACGAGAACAACGAGCAGCACGAGAACAACGAGCAGCACGAGAACAACGAGCAGCACGAGAACAACGAGCAGCACGAGAACAACGAGCAGCACGAGAACGACGAGCAGCACGAGAACAACGAGCAGCACGAGAACAACGAGCAGCACGAGAACAACGAGCAGCACGAGAACAACGAGCAGCACGAGAACAACGAGCAGCACGAGAACAACGAGCAGCACGAGAACAACGAGCAGCACGAGAACAACGAGCAGCACGAGAACAACGAGCAGCACGAGAACAACGAGCAGCACGAGAACGACGAGCAGCACGAGAACAACGAGCACCACGAGAACAACGAGCAGCACGAGAACGACGAGCACCACGAGAACAACGAGCAGCACGAGAACAACGAGCAGCACGAGAACAACGAGCAGCACGAGAGCAACGAGCAGCACGAGAGCAACGAGCAGCACGAGAACAACGAGCAGCACGAGAACAACGAGCAGCACGAGAUCAACGAGCAGCACGAGAACAACGAGCAGCACGAGAACGACGAGCAGCACGAGAACGACGAGCAGCACGAGAACAACGAGCAGCACGAGAGCAACGAGCAGCACGAGAGCAACGAGCAGCACGAGAACAACGAGCAGCACGAGAACAACGAGCAGCACGAGAACAACGAGCAGCACGAGAACAACGAGCAGCACGAGAACAACGAGCAGCACGAGACCGAGCAGCACGAGAACAACGAGCAGCACGAGAACAACGAGCAGCACGAGAACAACGAGCAGCACGAGAACAACGAGCAGCACGAGAACAACGAGCAGCACGAGAACAACGAGCAGCACGAGAACAACGAGCAGCACGAGAACAACGAGCAGCACGAGAACAACGAGCAGCACGAGAACAACGAGCAGCACGAGAACAACGAGCAGCACGAGAACAACGAGCAGCACGAGAACAACGAGCACCACGAGAACAACGAGCAGCACGAGAACGACGAGCAGCACGAGAACGACGAGCAGCACGAGAACAACGAGCAGCACGAGAACAACGAGCAGCACGAGAACAACGAGCAGCACGAGAACAACGAGCAGCACGAGAACAACGAGCACCACGAGAACAACGAGCAGCACGAGAACAACGAGCAGCACGAGAACAACGAGCACCACGAGAACAACGAGCAGCACGAGAACAACGAGCAGCACGAGAACAACGAGCAGCACGAGAACAACGAGCAGCACGAGAACAACGAGCACCACGAGAACAACGAGCAGCACGAGAACAACGAGCAGCACGAGAACAACGAGCAGCACGAGAACGACGAGCACCACGAGAACAACGAGCAGCACGAGAACAACGAGCAGCACGAGAACAACGAGCAGCACGAGAACAACGAGCAGCACGAGAACAACGAGCAGCACGAGAACAACGAGCAGCACGAGAACAACGAGCAGCACGAGAACGACGAGCAGCACGAGAACAACGAGCAGCACGAGAACAAACGAGCAGCACGAGAACAACGAGCAGCACGAGAACAACGAGCAGCACGAGAACAACGAGCAGCACGAGAACAACGAGCAGCACGAGACCAACGAGCAGCACGAGAACAACGAGCAGCACGAGAACAACGAGCAACACGAGAACAACGAGCAGCACGAGAACAACGAGCAGCACGAGAGCAACGAGCAGCACGAGAGCAACGAGCAGCACGAGAACAACGAGCAGCACGAGAACCACGAGCAGCACGAGAACAACGAGCAGCACGAGAACAACGAGCAGCACGAGAACAACGAGCAGCACGAGAACAACGAGCAGGACGAGAACCACGAGCAGCACGAGAACGACGAGCAGCACGAGAACGACGAGCAGCACGAGAACAACGAGCAGCACGAGAACAACGAGCAGCACGAGAACAACGAGCAGCACGAGAACAACGAGCAGCACGAGAACAACGAGCAGCACGAGAACAACGAGCAGCACGAGAGCAACGAGCAGCACGAGAGCAACGAGCAGCACGAGAGCAACGAGCAGCACGAGAGCAACGAGCAGCACGAGAACAACGAGCAGCACGAGAACAACGAGCAGCACGAGAACAACGAGCAGCACGAGAACAACGAGCAGCACGAGAACAACGAGCAGCACGAGAACAACGAGCAGCACGAGAACAACGAGCAGCACGAGAACAACGAGCAGCACGAGAACAACGAGCAGCACGAGCAGCACGAGAACGACGAGCAGCACGAGAACAACGAGCAGCACGAGAACGACGAGCAGCACGAGAACGACGAGCAGGAGGAGAACGACGAGCAGGAGGAGAACGACGAGCAGCACGAGAACGACGAGCAGGACGAGAAAGACGAGCAGCACGAGAACGACGAGCAGCACGAGAACGACGAGCAGCACGAGAACAACGAGCAGCACGAGAACAACGAGCAGCACAAGAACAACGAGCAGCACGAGAACAACGAGCAGCACGAGAACAACGAGCAGCACGAGAACAACGAGCAGCACGAGAACAACGAGCAGCACGAGAACAACGAGCAGCACGAGAACAACGAGCAGCACGAGAACAACGAGCAGCACGAGAACAACGAGCAGCACGAGAACAACGAGCAGCACGAGAACAACGAGCAGCACGAGAACAACGAGCAGCACGAGAACAACGAGCAGCACGAGAACAACGAGCAGCACGAGAACAACGAGCAGCACGAGAGCAACGAGCAGCACGAGAGCAACGAGCAGCACGAGAGCAACGAGCAGCACGAGAACAAAGAGCAGCACGAGAACAACGAGCAGCACGAGAACAACGAGCAGCACGAGAACAACGAGCAGCACGAGAACAACGAGCAGCACGAGAACAACGAGCAGCACGAGAACAACGAGCAGCACGAGAACAACGAGCAGCACGAGAACGACGAGCAGCACGAGAACGACGAGCAGCACGAGAACGACGAGCAGCACGAGAACGACGAGCAGCACGAGAACGACGAGCAGGACGAGAACGACGAGCAGGACGAGAACAACGAGCAGCACGAGAACAACGAGCAGCACGAGAACAACGAGCAGCACGAGAACAACGAGCAGCACGAGAACAACGAGCAGCACGAGAACAACGAGCAGCACGAGAACAACGAGCAGCACGAGAACAACGAGCAGCACGAGAACAACGAGCAGCACGAGAACGACGAGCAGCACGAGAACGACGAGCAGCACGAGAACGACGAGCAGCACGAGAACGACGAGCAGCACGAGAACGACGAGCAGGACGAGAACGACGAGCAGGACGAGAACAACGAGCAGCACGAGAACAACGAGCAGCACGAGAACGACGAGCAGCACGAGAACGACGAGCAGCACGAGAACGACGAGCAGCACGAGAACGACGAGCAGGACGAGAACGACGAGCAGGACGAGAACGACGAGCAGGACGAGAACGACGAGCAGGACGAGAAAGACGAGCAGCACGAGAACGACGAGCAGCACGAGAACGACGAGCAGCACGAGAACAACGAGCAGCACGAGAACAACGAGCAGCACGAGAACAACGAGCAGCACGAGAACAACGAGCAGCACGAGAACAACGAGCAGCACGAGAACAACGAGCAGCACGAGAACAACGAGCAGCACGAGAACAACGAGCAGCACGAGAACAACGAGCAGCACGAGAACAACGAGCAGCAAGAGAACAACGAGCAGCACGAGAACAACGAGCAGCACGAGAACAACGAGCAGCACGAGAACGACGAGCAGCACGAGAACGACGAGCAGGACGAGAACGACGAGCAGCACGAGAACGACGAGCAGCACGAGAACGACGAGCAGCACGAGAACGACGAGCAGCACGAGAACGACGAGCAGCACGAGAACGACAAGCAGCACGAGAACAACGAGCAGCACGAGAACAACGAGCAGCACGAGAACAACGAGCAGCACGAGAGCAACGAGCAGCACGAGAGCAACGAGCAGCACAAGAGCAACAAGCAGCACGAGAGCAACGAGACGAGAACGACGAGCAGGACGAGAACGACGAGCAUGACGAGAACGACGAGCAGGACGAGAACGACGAGCAGGACGAGAACGACGAGCAGGACGAGAACGACGAGCAGCACGAGAACGACGAGCAGGACGAGAACGACGAGCAGGACGAGAACAACGAGCAGCACGAGAACGACGAGCAGCACGAGAACGACGAGCAGCACGAGAACGACGAGCAGCACGAGAACGACGAGCAGCACGAGAACGACGAGCAGCACAAGAACGACGAGCAGCACGAGAACGACGAGCAGCACGAGAACGACGAGCAGCACGAGAGCAACGAGCAGCACGAGAGCAACGAGCAGCACGAGAACAACGAGCAGCACGAGAACAACGAGCAGCACGAGAGCAACGAGCAGCACGAGAGCAACGAGCAGCACGAGAGCAACGAGCAGCACGAGAGCAACGAGCAGCACGAGAACAACGAGCAGCACGAGAACAACGAGCAGCACGAGAACAACGAGCAGCACGAGAACAACGAGCAGCACGAGAACAACGAGCAGCACGAGAACGAGCAGCACGAGAACAACGAGCAGCACGAGAACAACGAGCAGCACGAGAACAACGAGCUAG